CUCCUACCGCCCCUUGCCUCCCCCCUGGUCGCGAGCCGAGGCUUCUUCUCUCAUUGUCUCUGGCCGAUUGCCAGGCCAAAUGUCGUCUCUCCAUUCAUUCUUAUAAGACGGCGGGUGUGUGUCGUGGGACUGAGAGGCAUCGAGCGCUUACAUCUGGCACGUCCACAGAGCUCGACAGCGCUAGUAGCAUCAACAGCACCGCCCGCGAGCUGCGCAAGUAGUCUGACCUACGCAUUAGCGUAUCAUUGCAUCUUCGCCCUGGGAAAUACGCUUCGUUCUUCACUUCGACCUGCAAGCCGCCCCAGCGCAACGUCAUCGCCAUGCCCAUCCCGCCCUCCGAGUAUGUCAGCAACGUGUGGAAGCAGGGCAUAUUCGAUGGUCGUGUUGUCUUCGUAACCGGCGGCGCCGGCACCAUCUGCAGCGCCCAGACGAGGGCUCUCGUCCACCUCGGCGCAAACGCCUGCAUCAUCGGCCGCAGCCAGGAGAAGACCGAGGCCGUCGCGAAAGAUCUCGCUACUGCCCGACCCGGUGCCAAGGUCAUCGGCAUCGGCGGAUGUGAUGUUAGGGAUCCCGAGAACCUGGUGAAAGCCGCCGAGAGAUGUGCCAGAGAGCUCGGCGCGAUCGAUUUUGUCAUAGCCGGGGCUGCCGGUAACUUCGUGGCGCCGAUUUCCGGCCUGACGUCCAACGGCUUCAAGACGGUCAUGGAGAUCGACGUGCUGGGGACCUACAACACGGUGAAGGCCACGAUCCCGUACCUCGUCGAGUCCGCCGCCCGGAACAAGGGCAGCAAGGACGGGCUCACGGGCGGCAGGAUCCUGUUCGUGUCGGCGACCUUCCACUACACGGCGAUGCCGAUGCAGGCGCACGUGAUGGCGGCAAAAGCGUCAGUGGACUCGAUCAUGGCGUCGGUGGCGGUGGAGUACGGGCCGUACGGCGUGACGUCGAACGUGGUGGCGCCGGGCGGGAUCGAGGCGACCGAGGGCCUGAUGCGGCUCGCGAGCAGCAAGGUGGACGCGAAGACGGCCGGGGCCGGGAUCCCGCUCGGCCGGCUCGGCACCGUCCGCGACAUCGCCGACGCUACCGUCUACCUCUUCAGCGACGCAGGCAACUACGUCAACGGCGAGGUCCUCAUCGUCGACGGCGCCGACUGGCGCCACCGCGGCAUGGGCGUCGGCCUCGACGCCGACAUGCGCUACCCCGACUACCUCCUCAAGGGCGAGUUCUCCAAGUUUGUCAAGACCGGUCGCAAGGACAAGUCCAAGCUCUAGACGACAGGAUAAAAGAGGGGUGGGAAGAGAGAAAGACGGGUGCACGCGUCACACGUAGGCACGGAUACCUGCGUAACUUGCCCGCGUAGCACCCCCAAAUCGGCUUCGUUAUGUACUCGAAGCGUCGGGCAGUGUCGGGAUACUCGCUUCACGCGGGUAGGUAACAGGCACAUGACCCAUUACGGCCACGAAAUCGAAGGCCUCUGGGGCGUGUGAGACAUGCUCCUGUCAUAUAUGUAGUCGCAUUCGGACGGGGCUCUCUCCCCAUUCCCAGGUGGAGGGAUACAUGGGUACAUGUAAUGUCGGACAAGGGGUGGGUCAACGAUUGGUUCAAGGUCUCUUCAUCUCAACUGACUCGCCGCCUUGCAUACUCCCUAUUCUAGGUAUGUAGUAUAGUGCGGGAUGGGGGCUUAGGUAUACGAUUAAACAGUUUCCUAGAGAUAUAUGCAUACAAUAGGUAGUGCAUGUGUUUAACGGGGAUAUGGAAGCAGAAUCAUACGAGUGAGAGAAGUUACGGCAGAAAAUAACGGUAUUCUAUCAG
This is a messenger RNA of Durotheca rogersii, 1809 nucleotides long. RefSeq names its product sporulation protein-like protein. NCBI's taxonomy places the organism in Eukaryota, Fungi, Ascomycota, Sordariomycetes, Xylariales, Xylariaceae. Bases 321 to 1268 code for a protein of 315 amino acids. Gene Ontology annotation, biological process: fatty acid catabolic process. The record is from RefSeq and is a predicted model, not a curated record. The transcript is spliced from 4 exons. Gene Ontology annotation, molecular function: 2,4-dienoyl-CoA reductase (NADPH) activity.